CAAACUUCCGUUCCGCGGACGGGAAAUGUGCCAGUGCUAGUUUUCAGAACGUCCACAUGCACAUGUCCCCUCCUUGCAUGGCAUCUUUCUCCCUCGAAGCUAGCAAUCAGAAGCCUUAUCUCAAGCAACAUGGGAAAUUUGGCUUGAUGGUUUUCUUAAUUUCAAAACCCAAGGCCACUUUAAGCUCGAGCCUCAUCGUCGACCACCAGCCGGGAUCUUACUCAUGUUGUUGUUCGUCUUGUCCUCGUUGUUUUACUGUUUUACCCUAGUAUUGGGUCUUCCCUCUUCUCUGUCAUGGGCUCUCGGAAGGGAAGAACUCGAGCUACCUGACUUGUAUGAAGCGUCUGUCUUGGAAUUGCAACACGGUUUGGAUAAUGGGCUCUUUAGUAGUGUCGAUCUUGUCAAGGCCUAUUUCGCUCGAAUCGAGGAAGUCAACUUGAAAGGUCCAGCUUUGCGUGCAGUACUUGAAGUCAAUCCGUCGGCAUUGCAACAGGCCGCGGCCCUGGACAAGGAGCGUAAGAUAUCCGGGAAGCGUAGCCUCUUGCAUGGGAUUCCUGUUCUCGUCAAGGAUAACAUCGGGACCGUUGCAUCUGAAGGAAUGAACACGACCGCCGGGUCUUUCAGUCUCCUGGGAUCCGUGGUUCCUGAGGAUGCUGGCGUUAUCAAGAGACUGCGCAAAGCUGGCGCCAUUAUUCUCGGGAAAGCGAACCUAUCAGAAUUCGCGCAUUUCCGAGGCAAUCUCCCUUCGGGCUGGUCAGGUCGUGGGGGCCAAAACACAAACGCGUACUUUCCCAACGCUGACCCAUGUGGAUCUUCGUCUGGGUCUGGAGUAGCUGCUUCGAUUGGUCUUGCCGCCGUCACGUUGGGCUCAGAAACGGAUGGGAGCAUAACCUGUCCCGCUAGUAACAAUAAUGCGGCGGGGAUUAAGCCUACUGUCGGGUUGACGUCUCGGGCUGGAGCCGUUCCGAUUUCAGCCAAUCAGGACACAAUAGGCCCAAUAACACGUUCCGUCUCGGAUUCGGCUAUUGUGCUCUCCAUUAUCGCCGGCAAAGAUCCCAACGACAACUUCACGCUCGCACAACCUGAUAUCGUUCCGGAUUAUACGACAGCCCUUAAUCCGAACGCUCUUAAAGGGAAACGCAUCGGUGUUCCCCGAAAAGUUUUCCUUGACGAUGGUGUCAAUGAACCGGCGGUGGUCGCUGCCUUCGAAGAAGCUUUGAACACCAUUCGAACGUUAGGAGCUACGGUUGUCGAUCCUGCAGAUAUUCCAUCGGCUCAAGAGAUUGUCGCUUCUGAUAAUGAGACGUUAGUUCUGGACACCGAUUUCAAAGUUCAGCUGAACGAAUAUUACCAAAGUCUGCGCAAGAACCCUUCCGGCGUGAGGAGUCUGGCAGACUUGAUUGCUUUCGACAAUGCACACCCGGAACUCGAAGAACCUGUCAAUUUCACAAGUCAAUCCGAACUAAUCGCCUCUCAACGAACUAACGGGUUCGACGCUGCCUACCAACAAGCCUUGGCUUUCGACCAUGAACUUGGAAGGACUCGUGGAAUAGAUGCUGCGCUGCAUGAACACAAACUCGAUGCGUUGGUGUUGCCUGCAACAGGGUUUACGACUGUUCCGGCAGCUAUCGCCGGGUAUCCUAUUGUCACUGGUGUGCUGUCUCUCUCCACUUCCUUCGAAACCUAACGAAUGUAUCCUCAAACUAGUUCCCCUUGGAUUCUUCCCGAAUAACGUGACCAUCCAAAGCGCGGGACCACUUACUGUGUACCCUGCUCCUGGCGUUCCUUUCGGACUGUCGUUCUUCGCUGGAGCGUUCUCCGAGUUUGAGCUUGUUGGGUUUGGGUUCGCGUAUGAACAAAAGACAAAGACGAGGUUGGGGAGAAAGGCGUUCCCGGCUGCGAUUCCGAAGACUCAGUUGAAGGAUGUUAUUGGGAGGGACCAGUGAGUGGUGUUGCUGGAUUUAUUCGGUAUAUGUUGUAUUACUAUUGUGUAUUCGACGCGUUGAUCACUGACUUCGAGUCUCAAACUGAAAUUCCCG
Marasmius oreades (fairy-ring Marasmius) is the source of this 2039-nucleotide messenger RNA. RefSeq lists its product as uncharacterized. The record is from RefSeq and is a predicted model, not a curated record. The transcript has 9 exons. Lineage: Eukaryota; Fungi; Basidiomycota; Agaricomycetes; Agaricales; Marasmiaceae. Bases 224 to 1687 code for a protein of 487 amino acids.